Molecule: messenger RNA, 1108 nt
Organism: Centropristis striata (black sea bass)
Lineage: Eukaryota; Metazoa; Chordata; Actinopteri; Perciformes; Serranidae
Gene: nppcl
Product: natriuretic peptide C-like
Exons: 3
Coding region: 206-601 (131 amino acids)
Biological process (GO): cGMP biosynthetic process; receptor guanylyl cyclase signaling pathway
Cellular component (GO): extracellular region
Molecular function (GO): hormone activity; hormone receptor binding
Source: RefSeq, a predicted model, not a curated record
GAGUAGGAGGAGUCAGCCGAGUGAGAUAGUGAUGCUCGCUGCAGGUGCCAACAAGUGAGAAGUAGCCGAGAGACCGAGAACUAGAGAGAGAUGGAGAAGAGUCUGUGAGAGCAGAAGAAGACACCAGAGCUCUGAGAGAAACCCAACAACAGCCAGUGCAUUUUCAAUCCUGCUCCAGUUUUUCCUGCUCGUCAUCUCUGCUGCCAUGCUGUGUCCUGUGCUGCUCUGUGCCACUCUGCUCCUCCUGACACCUCUGGAGAUCACAGAGGCUCGCGCUCUGCACCCUUCUCCUGAUGCUGCACAGUUUAUGGAGCAGUUUCUGGAACGCUACAAUGACCUUUUGACUCUGGACGACCUGGAGAACCUGUUGAACAGCCAGCCAGAGGAGCAGUCCACCUUCUCCUCUGGGGUCAAAGCGGCCGAAUACCCCAAAUGGGCUGAUGCACAAACACAGUCCGAGACCCCCUGGCUGCGUCUGCUGAAGGGCGCUCUGGCCAAUCAGAAGCGAGCAGAGCCGGACCGGUCACGGAGGGGAUGGAACCGGGGAUGCUUUGGGCUCAAACUGGAUCGGAUCGGCUCCAUGAGCGGCCUGGGCUGUUAGUGGAGAGAGAGAAUAAAGACUGAUGACAUCCUUCUUGUAGUAUAACAAGGAAAAACACACAUGCAGAGGCGUUCACCUGCACUGAAGGGUGUUUACAUGCGUGUAGACUACAUGUAGUGUGGUGUAAACUUGCAGCAUUGCUAAUGUGGUUUCAUCCAGCGUAGAUCAGAUGCUUCACAUUGUCGUGGCUGUUUUAAGAGCAGCUGUAGUUUAUUCCAUGUGUAAGUUUUAAACUGAAUAUUAGAAUAUCACGUGAGCUAUAUUUACAUCAAAUGAUCAUCCUUGAUUGUCAGGCUUGUUUUUUUUAAACGUAAAUUGGCACUUUAUGUAUUUCUAGCAUUUUUUCUUCGUACAGUUAAUGUGUUAGACAGUUGUUAUAUCUGUGAACGGGGAUUGUGUGUAAAAUCGGGUGUAAUGGACAUAGAUAUUAAAAAAAUGAUGCCACCUGUGAUUCCUGCUGCUUAUUUUUUGUUUAAUUUGCAUGAAUAAAUUGAUUUGACAUUUGAA